GCCCUCGCGCUUCCUCUUCCCGGCGUCGCCUGUUGCUCCGGGCGGCCAAGAUGGCGGCGCGCUGGAGCAGCGAGAACGUGGUGGUGGAGUUUCGGGACUCGCAGGCAACUGCUAUGUCAGUAGACUGCCUUGGACAGCAUGCAGUGCUCUCUGGGCGUCGUUUCCUAUACAUAGUUAACCUGGAUGUGCCGACCGAAGGUCACCGCAAGAUCUCACGUCAGAGCAAGUGGGACAUCGGAGCUGUCCAGUGGAAUCCACAUGACAGCUGUGCAUACUACUUUGCAGCUUCAAGCAAUCAACGAGUUGACCUGUAUAAAUGGAAAGAUGGUAACGGGGAAGUUUGCACAUCACUGCAAGGGCACACACGUGUGAUCAGUGACUUGGACUGGGCAGUGUUCGAGCCUGACCUUCUGGUCACCAGUUCUGUUGACACAUACAUCUACAUCUGGGAUAUCAAAGACACCAGAAAACCUACAGUCUCACUUUCUGCAGUCGCUGGAGCUUCCCAGGUCAAAUGGAACAAGAAAAAUACAAACUGCUUAGCAACCAGCCAUGAUGGAGAUGUUCGUAUAUGGGACAAACGGAAACCCAGCACUGCAGUUGAGUACUUGGCAGCACAUCUUUAUAAAAUCCAUGGCCUAGACUGGCAUCCAGACAAUGAGUAUACCCUGGCUACCUCUAGCCAGGACAACUCUGUCAGGUUCUGGGAUUACCGUCAGCCUCGGAAAUACCUCAAUAUCCUCUCCUGCCAGGUUCCAGUCUGGAAGGCAAGAUACACGCCUUUCAGCAAUGGGCUGGUGACAGUGAUGGUUCCCCAACUCCGGCGGGAAAACAGCCUCCUCCUUUGGAAUGUUUUUGACCUGAACACACCAGUCCACACUUUUGUGGGACAUGAUGAUGUAGUGCUGGAGUUUCAGUGGCGAAAACAGAAGGAAGGCUCCAAAGACUACCAGCUAGUCACAUGGUCUCGUGACCAGACCCUGAGGAUGUGGCGGGUGGAUUCCCAACUGCAGAGGCUGUGUGCUAAUGAUAUCCUGGAUGGAGUUGAUGAGCUCAUAGAUGGGAUUUCUCUUCUGCCAGAACCCGACAAGACUCUCCAUACCCAGGAUUCUGAACCACAGCAUAACUCCGGGCAUGGGGAUGAGGAAGCCUUAAAAGAAGACUUUGAGAACAAACUUCUGGCAGGAAAGAAAUCAGACCAGCCAGGUCUGCCGCAAACGCUGCAACAAGAAUUUUCCCUGAUCAACGUGCAAAUCCGAAAUGUCAAUGUGGAGAUGGAUGCAGGGAAUCGUAGCUGCACAGUGUCUGUACACUGUGGCAGCCACAUAGUCACGAUGCUGGUGAUGUUCCCUGUACAGUAUCCCAAUAAUGCUGCACCUUCCUUCCAGUUUGUCCAGCAUACCAAUAUCACUCCUCCAAUGAAAACAAAGCUGCUUAAGGUCUUACAGGACACUUCUUUGCAGAAAGUGAAACGGAACCAGAGCUGCCUGGAGCCUUGUUUGCGUCAGCUGGUUUCCUGGCUAGAGUCUGUUGUGAAUCAAGAGGACAGCACCACCAGCAAUCGGUAUGCUCUGGCAAACUCUGUAACACCACCCUUGCCUACAUUCGCCCGGGUCUCCAAUGCCUAUGGGUCAUACCAGGAUUCCAACAUCCCCUUUCCACGGACCUCUGGAGCCAGGUUCUGUGGUGCAGGUUACCUAGUAUAUUUCACAAGACCCAUGACAAUGCACCGGGCAGUUUCUCCAACAGAGCCCACUCCCAGAUCUUUGUCUGCUUUAUCAGCCUAUCACAGUGGGCUGAUCACACCAAUGAAGAUUCGUACAGAGACUCCAGGCAAUCUGCGUUUGUACAGUGGGAGUCCCACUCGCAGCGAGAAAGAGCAGGUCUCCAUCAGUUCUUUCUACUACAAGGAGAGGAAAUCAAGGAGAUGGAAAAGCAAACGAGAAGGGACAGAUGCCAACAACCGACCCAUCAAAGCUGCUGGGAAAGUCAUCAUCCAGGACAUCUCUUGUCUGCUUCCUGUGCAUAAAUCGCUAGGAGAGCUAUACAUACUGAAUGUGAAUAACAUUCAGGAGACCUGCCAGAAGAAUGCAGCCUCAGCCCUAGCAAUUGGACGUAGGGAUCUUGUACAGGUUUGGUCUCUGGCUACAGUAGCCACCGAUCUUCGUCUUGGGCCAAAACCUGACCCAGAUUUGGAGAUGCCCUGGGCCCAACAUCCAUUUGGACGUCAGCUGCUGGAGUCUCUGCUGGCUCAUUACUCUCAGCUCCAUGAUGUGCAGACAUUGGCUAUGCUGUGCAGUGUGUUUGAGGCCCAGUCCAGACUGCAGGGAUGUCCAAAUUCAUGUGCACCCUUCCCUCAGCGCUCUUGCAACAUGGUCUCCCACAGCCGAUAUCCCAGCUUUACCUCCUCAGGCUCCUGUUCCAGCAUGUCAGAUCCUGGACUUGGCACUGGAGGCUGGAACAUAGCAAGCAAAGAGUCAGAGCAUUCAUCCACUCCCUGGUGUGAGUCUUCCCCUGAAGACUUCCGCUUCGGAAACUUAACAUACACUGACCAUCGAGAGCGUGAGAAAGAUCAACAUGAAAAAAACAAAAGGCUCCUGGACCCUGCCAACGCUCAGCAGUUUGAUGACUUCAAGAAAUGCUAUGGAGAAAUCCUUUAUCGCUGGGGUCUGCGAGAAAAGCGAGCUGAAGUUCUAAAGUUUGUCUCUUGUCCCCCAGACCCUCACAAGGGAAUUGAGUUUGGGGUGUACUGCAGUCACUGCCGCAGUGAAGUGCGGGGCACCCAGUGUGCCAUCUGCAAGGGCUUCACUUUCCAGUGUGCUAUCUGCCAUGUGGCAGUGCGAGGCUCCUCCAAUUUCUGCUUGACCUGUGGACAUGGGGGACACACCAGUCACAUGAUGGAAUGGUUUCGCACCCAGGAGGUGUGUCCCACUGGCUGUGGGUGCCACUGCCUGCUCGAAAGUACAUUCUGAAAACACCUGGCAAGGGCAGAGAAAAUCAGUGGAACUAGAUUCGAUACUUCACUCCUAAGCUGAGUUCCUUUUCACAGCAUCUGGCAAGAACGCUCAGUAGAGCUGAAGUGGGAUUUUUCUGGUUGUGCAUUGCAGUGAUAUAAAUAAGUGCUUCCAGUCUUCCAGCAGCUUCCCAGAUUGUGUGAGCUGAGAUGACCAUACUUCCUGUAUUCAUUGCUGGCAAUGGAUGCUGUACCAGAAAAAAUAUGCUCUGCUACAGAAGGAUGAGUUGUGGUUAGUUUCCAUUGGCCAAAGGGGCAUCUUUAAUUUCUUUUGCAGAACACCUGUCUCAGCUGGCAGGGUCAAAUUUGCUCAGAAUUUUUCUGGAUGCUUCCUAGCAAGAGACCAAGCUGGACAAAAAAACAAAUUCCUGUUUCUUAAAAGUCAGAAUAGUUCACAGGCACAAUGGGGUUUCAAAUCUGUCUCUAUUGGAAGAGCAAAUGGUCAGUGGACUUCCAUGCUAAGACACUUCAGUACCAAGGAGUUGGAGGAAAAUGCUAAUAACUUUUGUUCUGAUCUGCCAUUUAUUGACCUAAUAGUUCUGUUUGUCAUACAAAAGGAAGAAAACUACCUUUUUUUAAAGACUGUUUCCUAAAUAGCUUCUUAUUCAGCAGGUCAUUAUCCAUAGCUGGUAUAAAAAUCCCAGACACAUGGCCAAGGUCACUAAGUUGUUCCCUUCUAGCAAGUUUAGCAUUUAUUACUCUUGGGGGGGUUCCAUUUUGUUCCUAUUGGGUGGAAAGAUGCACUUUAAGUCACCUAUCCCUGCCUUGUCAGAAAGACACCUUAGUGGCAGGCAAGGGCUCUGUAUGCCUGGGCCUUGGAUUAGCUCAGUCCCUGUGGAGUGAUGGGUCCUGCCUCUUCCAGUCUGAGAUCUGCUAUAUGAAUAUGUGUUUGGAAGUGUGCGUAGGCACUUCAGAAAGCUUCUUCACUCCCUGUACGUGGAAAAACAGGGAUGAAGGUCCAUGAGAGUCCUGUUAGCUGUCUCUUGUACCUUUAUCAGGGCUCAAUGUAUAAUUGAAGACUCAUUUCUGGAGAAAGCUUGUGAACUUGUGUGUUGGAGCUUACUAAAUAGUGUGGCAGCAAUUUCAGGAAGAUGGCAAGAAAGUCUGCCUGUCAGAUGGAAUGCUGGGAUUUGCAGAGGUGAUACAUUUCCUUUUUCACAGAAGUUCAUAUGUGAAGAUUAAUUUGCAAUUACCAGUUUCCUUUCCAAGGGACCAUGUGUGCAUCUGUUCACUUAUGCAGAUGCUACUUAUAUUUAGGCAACUGUGAAUGUAAAUCAGGCUUGCAGCCUGAACAUCUGUUAGGUUGGACUGAGUCCAAGCUGCUUGUCUCAACCUUUGACCCUAAGCAAAUAAUUGUCAGUCUUGUCCUACCUAGAAUUGGCUCUCACCUUGGUGACAUCACAGGAAUACUUCCCUUUGAGUCCACCUCUGUACAUUAAUAUGUUUCUUAUCUUCUGAAAUGCCUCAUCCUAAAUAAGGCAUUGAAAUCCUGUGAGUAAACUGAUCAUGUAUCCAAGUAAUAAAAUUAUUUUUUUAACUUGA
This is a messenger RNA of Gavialis gangeticus (Gharial), 4555 nucleotides long. RefSeq names its product WD repeat domain 59 (gene WDR59). Gene Ontology annotation, molecular function: protein binding. Lineage: Eukaryota; Metazoa; Chordata; Crocodylia; Gavialidae. The transcript is spliced from 26 exons. The record is from RefSeq and is a predicted model, not a curated record. Bases 51 to 2972 code for a protein of 973 amino acids.